CACCGCCACUGUUCAUACAAACAUAGAUCGCAUUGAAUAUGUUGAAUUUAGCGGCACCGCACCUGUCGCGAGACUUUUAUCGCUUUAUAAAGCUUUUGUGCGAGGCGCGCUCGAAGGAUGAGGAGGAACGACUUGUCUUAGCUGAGAUCAGCGCUUUAAAGCGCUUAUUUCUGUCGAAGGAUGUAGACAGGGACCAGCUGAAGGAAUACCUAGUACGCGCGGUUUACGUGGAGAUGCUGGGCUUCGAAGCUUCCUUUGCCCACAUCCAUGCGAUAAACCUGGCGCAGGAACGCAAUAUAGUACGCAAGAAAGCCGGCUACUGGGCAUGCCGACAACUACUGCAACCGGAUUCCGAGCUUAUGCUACUACUGAUAAACACAAUACAGAAGGACUUGCAGAGCCCUCAUUUCAUGGAUAUCGCCUGUGCACUGCAAUGCGUUUGCGACUUGAUUAACCGCGAUAUGGUCCCUACCAUACUACCAUCGGUGAUACGUUGUCUAGACAGUGAGAAUGAACAUGUUCGCAAGCAUGCCAUUAUGGCAAUACGAAGGUUUCAUGAAUUUGACAAUAGCUGCGUUGAAAACCUUACGGAUAUAAUAGAGCGUGGAAUAUGCGAUCCGCGUCCGUCAGUGAUGGGAUGCACGUUAUCACUGUUACACGAUGUUAUAGCAACCAAGCCCCGGGCGUACAGGCACCUCGUACCAUCUUUAGUGCACAUUUUGAACCAGAUUGUCGACCGUCGGUUAAACCGUGGGUACGACUACCAUCGAGUGCCGGCGCCGUGGAUACAAAUAUCGAUUAUAUCCAUAUUCGGCCGGAUGGGCCGUGGUGACCGCCGUGUAUCAGAGCAGAUAUACGGUUGCUUGCAAAACGUUUUACAGCAGGCCGAGUCGUUACCGCACCAGUGCGUCGUUAUCGCCAAUGCAAUAAUUUUUGAGUGCGUCAAAACCAUAGCUGCCAUAACGCCGAGGGACUCCCUGACCACAAUGUGUUCCAUAGCGGUGUCGCGAAUGCUCUCUUCGGAGAAUAACAACCUGCGUUAUGCUGGUAUAUCAGGGCUGGGUACCCUGGUUGGCAUUAACAUGUCUUAUGCCGUGGAAAAUCAGCUGGUGGUAGUCUCGUGUCUGGAAGAUCGUGAUGAGACCAUACGCCGCCGAACCUUGGACCUGCUGUACCGCAUGACCAAUUCAAAGAAUGUAGUAACUAUUGUCAACUGUUUCUUGGUACAGCUGCGUUCUAAGUGCGAACGAUACUGGAGUGCCGAGUUGGUCAGUAAGAUAUCGCUCUUGUGCGAAAAGUUUGCCCCGAGUGCUUUGUGGUACUUCGAGACCGUCCUGGAGUUGAUGCUGCUGGCCCCUGACCUGUUGAAAGACGAGCUGCUGUUUAGCACAGUGCACGUACUGCGUGAGAAUAUGACAGAUACGUCAUUUCGUAGUUCCGUGAUGUCACAGGUAUCGGAUCUCAUGAAACGUUCUGAUAAUUUGCCCGAGAUGGUAGUUAAAAUGAUAAGUUGGAUAUAUGCCAACUUUACCACUGUUGGAUAUAUUGGAGAUACUGAUACAGUCACUGAUUUGGGUUGUUCAGAGUCCAGGCAGGACAGUAGUAGACAGGAUUCUGUACCACCCGAGCAAGAUGAAAGCACACCAAGAGAUGUUACCGAUGAGCCCCAAGAGGACAUUGGAUCUUGUUUGGAAACAAACAAUGUGGCUAUUGAGUCUGGAAUCAGCUACGAUGCACAGUGCGACACUAGGGCUAAAAUUGAUUUGGGCACCUAUAUAGACACUCUGCUCCAGUUUCUACAACGGUACCGUCAGGAUAGUGUUACUAUUUCCUGGGUACUAGGGUGUAUACGCACGCUAAUAAUCGCAAACGACUACAACGUCAGCCCGUCGGUGGAGUCGGUGUUAUCGCAAUUUGAGUGUUCCAACUGCACAGAGGUUACCCAGCGCUGCAAGGAGAUACGUAGUUUAUGUACCUUGCGACCUAAGUUACGUUUCAUGGACGCCAGCACUUUGGAUAUCAGUUUCCUCAGUGAUUACGUACAACAGAGCCUACUGAAUGGCGCUCGUAGGUACGAGCGUCCCACGGAGUCCGUAUCUAGGCCUACAGAAACCGAUAUUGCAAACUCGGUUCCGGAGCUUCGAUUUGAACCUUACGCCAUGCAGGCCACGCAAAUGGCGGAAUACAAAGAGACAUUGACAGUAGAUGACCUGGUAAACGAGGAGAUCAUUUGCGCCGAUGUACCCCGUAGUUGGGGUCCGUCUGGCUAUGUGGACAAGGGUAGCGUUGACCAUGAUACUGUUUAUCCCGGACCCGAAUCUACUACAACCCGUGAUGAUCAUAUACCGGAACCACCUGCAGUACAACACGAAUUAGAUCUAUCAAUCCUUUCAGGUGGUGUACGAGCACCUAGGGUAGCAGAGCCUCAGGGCUACGUAUGGCGCAAGAGUGAUAAGCCAAGCCCAAGUCGACAGCACGUGGAGAUGGCCCGUGCCCUAUUCCAGGGCAUAGGUACAUCCGAUGACGGUAGCUGAUUAUGUGGUUCAUGAACUGAUAUAAUGGUUUUUCACAUGGCGAGGCUGGGUUGUUCUAGUG
This is a messenger RNA of Babesia bovis T2Bo, 2595 nucleotides long. Its product is annotated as adaptin N terminal region domain containing protein. Lineage: Eukaryota; Apicomplexa; Aconoidasida; Piroplasmida; Babesiidae. The coding region runs from base 39 to 2534 and encodes 831 amino acids. Gene Ontology annotation, biological process: receptor-mediated endocytosis; intracellular protein transport. Gene Ontology annotation, molecular function: cargo adaptor activity. The record is from RefSeq and is a predicted model, not a curated record. The transcript is spliced from 4 exons. Gene Ontology annotation, cellular component: membrane coat; AP-4 adaptor complex.